GUAGGGUAAAAAAGAUCACAGAAACCUUUCCUGGCUGCGUCUGCUCGUUGCUGCACUCUGUUGCCCCGGGCUCGCUCGCUCCGAUUCAAGGUGAAAGUUAAAUACCGUCAUCUGGAAAUGGCUUUCGCAAUCUGCUGUGAUGUUCAGUCACAAAAACAAGUUCAGACAUGUGUCGGGGCCCCAUCUGGCCUCCAUCCAUGUCUGAUUCUGUGGAAGUGACACCAAACUGUGCAAUGAUGGAAGGAGACGGAGUUACAGUGCUGCCAUUUGGACCGGCGUCGUCUCUGGAUCUGUCCAGACAGGAGCAUCGGACGCUGACCAGGCUCUACAGCCAGAACGGAGGAUAUCACCUGAGGAUUUCAGCAGACGGAAGCGUGAGUGGUGGGAGGCAAGAAGAUGAUCCUUAUGAAAUCCUCAGACUUAAGGCCGUCAGUGUCGGCGUGGUCGUCAUUAAGGGUGAGAAGGCGGAACGCUAUCUUGCUAUGAACAAUAAUGGACACCUGUAUGGAUCACCAGCGCUCACCGCCGAGUGCUUCUUCCUGGAGCGAUACGAAGAGAACCACUACAACACGUACCGCUCUCAGAAGUACGACUGGCACGUCGCGCUCAAGAGGGACGGACGACCCAAAGCGGGCCCAGACACCAGCCAGGGUCAGAAGGCCAUCUUUUUCCUGCCGAGGCCGGCGGCGGGUAACAUGUAACAUGUAACAUGUAACAAACAUGGACAUGGACUCAGUAUUAGUAAUAUUAUACUGUAUACACAGUAUAUAUUCACGUAAACAGGAUUAUGCGCUGAGUAUAUGAGAUGUACAGUAUUUGUCAUUCUUGAUAUUUACUUACAUUAACUAACAUUGAACAUCAAAGUUAAUAUAAGAUAAUGGAAGAGCUGCUCUUGAACACAGUUCCUGUUGUUUCUGUUAAAAACAGGAUCAAUUAAAUAAUUUAUAAUAUGCUGUAUAUAUUUGAUUUUGCCUCAUGUUGUAAUUAUUAUUUUUUCUUAUAUGUACAGAGUGAUAACACAUAUUUUCACAAGAAUAACACAUUGUUUUUCAAUGAUUUUAAAUUAAAAAAUACAUGUUUGUGUGUU
Solea solea (common sole) is the source of this 1087-nucleotide messenger RNA. RefSeq names its product putative fibroblast growth factor 1. Bases 168 to 701 code for a protein of 177 amino acids. The record is from RefSeq and is a predicted model, not a curated record. The transcript has 4 exons. Gene Ontology annotation, biological process: fibroblast growth factor receptor signaling pathway; positive regulation of cell population proliferation; cell differentiation. Gene Ontology annotation, molecular function: growth factor activity; fibroblast growth factor receptor binding. Lineage: Eukaryota; Metazoa; Chordata; Actinopteri; Pleuronectiformes; Soleidae. Gene Ontology annotation, cellular component: cytoplasm.